Molecule: messenger RNA, 1690 nt
Organism: Drosophila arizonae
Lineage: Eukaryota; Metazoa; Arthropoda; Insecta; Diptera; Drosophilidae
Product: solute carrier family 25 protein Shawn
Biological process (GO): mitochondrial transmembrane transport
Cellular component (GO): mitochondrion
Source: RefSeq, a predicted model, not a curated record
UUGAUGGAUAGCUUCAGUAUGUUAUGCAUUUGCUGGCAAUAGUCGCCGUAGACGUACAUAGAUGCUGUGCUGCCGUCUCGUUGCGAUAUACGCUGCAUGGCGUUGCCACCUAGCGUGGGGUAACUUUAGCUCGCCGCGACGCACACGUCUGGCAACGCUAUCACGCUGUUAGCUUUGCUUCGUUUCGAAUUUGUACACAAAAAGUUGUAACACAAAUCGACAUCCGGCUCCACUGUCAAACAACAACAGCAACAGCCAAAACAGCAGCAGAAAGGUAACGCCGACGCCGACGCCGACGUCGAGGGCGAAGCCGUCGCAAUGCCGAAGCAAGAGGACGCCGAUGUUAUUAACAAACUGCUCCAGCCCGACACAAGCGCUCAGAGUGAGCCCAGCUCAAGCAGCAGCGGCAGCAGCAAGCCGAAGGCGGUUGGCGACAUUGGCGGCGGUGAGCGGGAGAAGCCUCGGUCGAAGAAGUUGCUGAAGGACCCGCGCUUCCAAAUACGGCCGCUGCAGCAGGUGGCAUCGGCCUGCACAGGUGCGAUGAUCACCGCCUGCUUCAUGACGCCCCUGGACGUGAUCAAGACCCGCAUGCAGUCACAGCAAUCGCAGCAGUCGCGGCCGAGCAAGUGCUUCCUCUACUGCAACGGGCUGAUGGAUCAUCUCUUCAGCUGCGGCACGACGUCCAGCGCUCCGGGUGGCAGCACGCUGAAGCCGCAUUUCCGGGGCACUCUGGAUGCGCUGUUCAAGAUCAGCCGCCGGGAAGGCCUGGCCGCCCUCUGGUCUGGGCUGGGGCCCACGCUGGUCUCGGCGCUGCCCUCCACCGUGGUCUACUUCGUGGCGUAUGAGCAGUUCAAGGCCAAGUACAUCGACAUCUACCAGCGGCACUUUGCGCCGCCUCAGCUAAAAGGCACGCCCCCGGAGCAUAAGCUGCCGCUGGUGGUGCCCAUGCUGUCGGGUGUGACGGCUCGCAUCUGCGCGGUCACCUUUGUGAGUCCCAUCGAGCUGGUGCGCACGAAGAUGCAGUCGCAGCGGCUCAGCUACGCCCAGGUGCUGCAGUUCGUGCGCAACAUUAUUGCCAUCCAGGGCGUGGCCGGCCUGUGGCGCGGCCUGCCACCCACCAUCCUGCGGGACGUGCCGUUCUCGGGCAUCUACUGGCCGGCCUACGAGUACCUCAAGAUCUGCUUCAGCGAGUGCGACGAGGAGCCCUCGUUUGGCUUCAGCUUUGUGGCCGGCGUGCUGGCCGGCUCGGUGGCCGCCCUGGUCACCUGUCCCUUUGACGUGAUCAAGACCCAUGAGCAGAUCGAGUUCGGCGAGCGAGUGAUCUUCACGGACUCGCCCUCCAAGGAGCUCAGCAAGCAGUCCACCUACAGCCGCCUGGCCGGCAUCUAUCGCCUAUUUGGGCUGCGCGGUCUGUUUGCCGGUUACGUGCCCAGGCUGUGCAAGGUGGCGCCCGCCUGCGCCAUCAUGAUCUCCACCUUUGAGUACAGCAAGCAGUACUUCUUCCACUACAAUGUGCACCAGCACAACAAACAGCUGCUGAAGCACAAUCCCAACGCCAAGCUGGUCAAGGAGGAUGACAUCGAGUAGUGAAUGUCAAUAGUACGAUUCCCAUUAUCUUCUCCAACUUUUUUUUUUUUAACGAAAAGCAACAACUUUCCAUGUACAUACAUAUAUUUUAUGUUAAAUUAUU